AUGGCGUCUGGAACACCCACCAUUUCGUUUAGUUUCUUGGUGAUGCUGCUUCUGGGUGUGUUGGCCCCUAUUAGUGAUGCUCAUAGCAGUGAUCUUAAGGGUUUAGAGUGCUUGAAGGUUUCCUCUUCGGAUUUCAGAAACUCUGUUCAAGGAAUCAUUGGUCUUUUGCAGCGUGUUGUCUCCAUCUUUUCUAGAUUUCCCAAUGGACGAGAUUUCCGUCUCUCCAAUGCCAUUAAUGACUGCAUCGACUUGCUGGACUUGUCUUUUGAUGAUCUCCAGUUGUCUGCCUCUGCUACUGAUACUCCGGCGGGCCAGAAAAACGGCACGGGGAACUUGGGCUCUGAUCUGAGAACAUGGCUGAGUGCUGCACUUGCAAACCCACAGACAUGCAUGGAAGGGUUCGAAGGAAUCAAUAGCAUUGUAGAUAAUCUAGUAUCAUCUCUUCUAAGCCAAAUGAUCUCAUCGAUCCAGCAACUCUUAACCCAGGUUCAUCAUGGUCCGGACGACUUCCCUACGAGCAAUGUACAGUUCCCUUCAUGGAUCAAACCAAGGGAUCAGAAGAUCCUACAGUCAAGUAAGAUUAAUGCGGAUGUUGUAGUAGCAGCAGAUGGAACUGGGACUUUCACUAGAGUUGCAGAUGCAGUAGAAGCAGCCCCUGAUUAUAGCAUGAAACGUUUUGUGAUAUACGUGAAGAGGGGCGUGUACAAAGAAAAUGUGGAGAUCAAGAAGAAGAAAUGGAACAUCAUGAUGAUCGGUGAAGGCAUGGAUGCCACUCUUAUCACCGGUAAUCGGAAUUUCAUCGACGGUUGGACCACAUACCGAUCGGCUACUUUCGCCGUUAACGGGAGAGGAUUCAUAGCACGAGACAUUACCUUCCGGAACACGGCAGGUCCACAGAAGCACCAAGCGGUGGCCCUGAGAUCAGGUUCUGACCUAUCAGUUUUCUACCGCUGUGGCAUCUAUGGGUACCAAGACAGCCUCUUCACACACACAAUGCGUCAAUUCUACAGAGAAUGUCGAAUAAAAGGCACAGUGGAUUUCAUCUUCGGAGAUGCCACAGUAGUGUUCCAAAAGUGCGAGAUUCUAGCCAAAAAAGGGCUUCCAGGACAGAAAAACGCAAUCACAGCUCAGGGAAGAAAAGACCAGCAUGAACCAACAGGAUUCUCCUUCCAAUUCUGCGAAAUCUCUGCAGAUUCCGACCUUCUUCCUUUCGUUGGAUCCACCGAAACAUACCUGGGGAGGCCUUGGAAGGCAUAUUCUCGAACAAUUUACAUGCAAACCUACAUAAACGACUUGGUGGACCCCCGAGGGUGGCUCGAGUGGAACGGCGAUGAUUCUUCUUUGGACACACUGUACUAUGCGGAGUACAUGAACGGUGGUCCAGGGGCUGCUCUGGAGAACCGAGUCAAAUGGCCAGGUUUUCAUGUGUUGAGGGACGCGAAGCAGGCUUAUCCCUUCACAGUGGCCAAUUUCAUUCAAGGCGGUUUAUGGCUGCCUCACACAGGUGUAAUUUUCACAGCUGGUUUAAAUGGUUGA
This is a messenger RNA of Neltuma alba, 1536 nucleotides long. Its product is annotated as pectinesterase/pectinesterase inhibitor PPE8B-like. Gene Ontology annotation, molecular function: enzyme inhibitor activity; pectinesterase activity. The transcript is spliced from 3 exons. The record is from RefSeq and is a predicted model, not a curated record. The coding region runs from base 1 to 1536 and encodes 511 amino acids. Lineage: Eukaryota; Viridiplantae; Streptophyta; Magnoliopsida; Fabales; Fabaceae. Gene Ontology annotation, biological process: cell wall modification.